AUGGUCUAUCAAGGAAAGCCUAGUGCCGGCUGCCAGAAUUGCAGAAAGCGGAAGAUCAAGUGCGAUGAAGCGGUCCCGGCCUGCUCUCAGUGCAUCAACACCAAAAGGCAAUGCCCUGGCUACCUUGCCCGUUUCGACCUCGUGUUACGUGACCAGACCAAAGCAGUCCGGCGGAAGGCCCAACGCAAGAAGCAGCAACAAGAUGAAGGGCCAAAGCCUCCCUCACCACCUCAGUCUGCAUCUUCAGAGGAUCCCGCGUCAACGACGUGGGCCAUUGUCAAUCCCGGGGGGGACCCGUCCCGCGCUGUUGCCAAACGUUACUCACCAAAUGAACCGGUCCCAAGGAUGUUCAACGAUUUCCCGGAGCAACAAGCCAUCUGUGCCUUCUUCCUCGAUUUCGUCCUUCUGCCUCGCCAUCCGGACAGUAUAGAAGGCCAUCUCGAGCACUUACUACCUCUGUACACUACCACUAGUGCUGACUCGCCUUUAUCCUUAGCUACUUCAUCAGUGGCUUUGAUGAUCUCCGGAGGUUCGCCGACCAGACGCAAUGACCAGCAACUUGGUCGAACCAUCUUUGGGAAAGCGUUGCGGAAGACGAGUGCGGCCAUUCGAAAUCCGGAAGAGUCGAGGAAGGAUGAGACGUUGAUGGCGGUUCUUCUCCUGGGCUUGUUCGAGAAAAUCGCUGCUACUGCUACGGCUAAAACUCCUUCAGACGCCGAGAAGUCCAGUAUGGUUUCAACGCACAAUGCCGGAGCAGCAGCUCUGGUGAUGCAUCGAGGUCAGGAGAAUUGCAAGUCGUCGCUGUCUGUAGGCUUGCUUUUCUCUGUCCGCUCUCAGCUUGUUGAGCAUGCCAUCGAAGAAGGCACCUCCUUCAAGAGAUGCCCUGAUGCCUUAAGUGCAAUGUUCAAGUCACUCCCUCAAAAUGCCGCCGCCCGCCUUACCUCCGCCACAAUCAACAUCGCCGAUCUCCGCUCGUGCGCCAGAUCCGCCCUCCUCCUCCCAAGGAGCUCCGACUCCGACAAAGAAGUCAACGAUCUACUCGAAUACGCCAUAUCCGUGGACCUCCUCGUGGCGGCUUGGCCCGAAAGCCUGCCCGAAGGAUGGAAGUGGACCUCAGCCGAUCACUUCGACCUCCCACCAGCCUCCGUCUCCCGCGAUGCCUACAUCUACAAAGACCGUAAGGACAUCUACCUCGACCUCUGGGUCGAAUCCAUUUGGAACGCCUACCGCUCCGCUCGCGUGAAAGUGCAGACGAUCAUUCUCGACUGCAUCGCCUGGUUCGACAAGCCUUUCGAGCACCAAUGGUACUGGCGCGCUGUAUACGCUAGGAUGAUGACGCAAGAAAUGAUUGACGACAUGUGCGCUUCGGUGCCCUACGCUCUCGGCACAAAGACAUUCGGCAGCCCAGGCGACAGAGAAGGAAUCGAGUACCCCUACAACGGCACGCAAAAGGCAUGUGAGGACCACCGCCGUGCCGCCGCCGCCCUUGGUGGCUGGCAUCUUCUCGAACCCAUGAAGACGUCGCUCAAGACCAGGACGGAAUGUUUGCGCGAAGGGCAGAGAGAGUGGGUAAAGUCGCAAAUGGCGCGAAUCUGGCGCAUCUAUUCACUCCAGACAGCGGAGGGGAAUGCAAACCCGAUGUAUGAGCGCUACUCUUUCGAUUCCCCCCUCUAG
Letharia columbiana is the source of this 1674-nucleotide messenger RNA. RefSeq lists its product as uncharacterized. Gene Ontology annotation, molecular function: zinc ion binding; DNA-binding transcription factor activity, RNA polymerase II-specific. The record is from RefSeq and is a predicted model, not a curated record. Gene Ontology annotation, biological process: regulation of DNA-templated transcription. Lineage: Eukaryota; Fungi; Ascomycota; Lecanoromycetes; Lecanorales; Parmeliaceae. The transcript is spliced from 4 exons. The coding region runs from base 1 to 1674 and encodes 557 amino acids.